Adineta steineri is the source of this 1371-nucleotide messenger RNA. The record is from the annotation of a GenBank genome assembly. NCBI's taxonomy places the organism in Eukaryota, Metazoa, Rotifera, Eurotatoria, Adinetida, Adinetidae.
AUGAUCACGGAUCUUAAUCAAGAUAAUGAUGAUAGUGAUAGUGAUCGAACAGAAAGUUAUACACCACCACCACUGGAUAUAACAAAUGAUUUAAAUAAUAGUAGUGAAAAAGAAAAUAAUCUAAAAGAAUUUCGUACAAUUAAAGAACAAUCAAUUAUAGUAUUAGAUGAUAGUUUUAAUCAAGUAAAUAUUUCAACACAAAAUCAUGAACAAAGUAUUUAUAAUUAUUGGGAUCAAUGGCCCAUGAUUAACAACGAAAUAGAUGAUGAUGAACAUUUAAAACUUUAUUCAAUACCUGAUAUCGAUAUUCCUCCUUCUCCACCAACAACACAAAAACAGACUUUUACAACUACUGAAACGAAUAUUCUUGAUAUUUUAACACAACCUUUAUCAUUAUCAAAAAUUAGAAAUUCUCCAAUAAAAAAACCAAUUACAAAACGAAAGAAAAAAAAGAAACCAAUAUCGGAAUAUCGACCACCAUCACCAUUUUCACCUAAACCUGAUUAUAAAUCAAUGAAUAUUGAACAAAUAAAAAAACACGCAAUGAAAUAUGGUCUAUCAACAAGUCUAUCAAAAACACGACUUAUUAAAGUUCUUGAUGAAAUUUAUAAUGUUACACAUCAAUAUGAAACUGAUACAGAUUAUGAAUAUGAUCCUAAUGAUAUUGAUCUUCCAAAUGUUAUAUCAGAUAAGAAAGAUUUAUCUCAUACUCCACCAACGCCAGCAAUUGUUUCUAAUAUAAAAAAAGCAAAAAAACGACCAGCUGUUCAUCAAAUGAGUUCUUCCGAUGAUAUCGAUGAACAUUCGCCACCACCCGCAAAAAAACGAAGUCCAAUAACAACAGCAGAUAAUCAUAAUGAUGAAGAUAUUACUGAUCAUGAAGGUCGUUUUCUUGAACUUACAGUUUAUGAACUUUCAUCAACAACAGCAUCAUCAUCAUCUAGUUCUUUAUCAAUUAUUGAAACUCCGCCUAAUCAACAUUCAAGACCAUCUUCCAAUGAGAAUUCUGCUCAAUCGAAUGUAACUAAAAAAUCUCCAUUAAAAUCAACAACACCCACAUUAACAACUGAUUCUGAAAAAAAACCAUCGAAAAAAAAAGCUUCAAAAAAACCUAAACUUGAAACUCCAACAAUACCAUUAAAAGAUAUCGUUCGUAGUUAUAUUGAAUCAAAUUCAACAUUACAUGCUCGUGUACUUUGUUAUGAACCAAUUGAUUUCGAAGAAUUUCAUAAACAAAUUAAAAUUGAUCUUAAUCUCAAAAUUGUAUCGAAAGAUUUAAUGAAAUGUCUCGAUGAUCAAUGUAUUACAUUCACAUUACGUUCAAAGAAAGGCGCUUUUACCAGUGUGAUGAGAGCUAAACGACGCAAAUAA